AUGACGUUAAACUCUUCUUGCGCUUCUCAAGUCCAAGUGGACCAUUUGUCCAGUACCAACUAUCGCUUAGCGGCUACUCUCGCCCUUAUUGCGGUCCUACUCACAUUUAUACUAUCGAUCACUGCUGUCACCUACAUGUCCAAGAAGUCAAUCUUCCAAUCGGCAACUCGGCGGAUCCUAAUUUUCAAUAUUCUGUUUGCAAAUCUUCAUCAAGUUAUGUACGCUAUCUUUUCGAAGGACAUGCUCUCUAAGGGACUCUACAAGGUCGACGAACCCUGCGACUGGCUAGUCUCCGAACGUGACUGUGUCCCAUAUACCGUACUCCUCUACACCGGAAUCACUGGGAUGAUUCUAUCGCAGACCGGGGUGCUCAUUGAGAGGGCCUACGCCACUUUCCAUCCUCAAAACACCUCCCGCAUUCGUAGCAACCUCGCGGUUCUUCUAAUCAUUGUUGUGCUCCCUCUGAGCAUGUACAGCUAUCCGUUUAUUCUUCUGAAUGACCCCCUUGACGGGUUUAUUCUCACGUGCUUCAUCCCGGCCGCUCACAGUGCUCAUCGUGCCAAUAUGUUCUUGUUCAUUUGUCUCGUGGUGACCGUUUUGAAUUUCGUGGCGUCGGUCGCGUUGAAGUGGUACAAUAAGAAGUUGGAGUAUAGCUACCGCUUCAUUCUCGACAAACGCUUCAAACAACGUCAAGCGAUCGAGUCGACGCUAGUCAUCUGUGACGUCACCCUCUCCCAAUUCAUCACUUCUCUCAUCUAUUCCCUCGGCGUCUUCAUUCUCAGAAUGUACAUUGGUAUCAUUCCACUGUCCACUUUCUAUUCUUUAAUUGUUUGGGUUUAUACUGUCCCGUAUACUGCCUGCUUGCUACCAUUGAUCCUAUUAAUCCGUAUGGCAUCAAUGAAAAUGAAGCGGAAGAGGAAGAUUCAAGAUACUAUUACGCCACCGAAUAAGUUCGAGGAACAUUUCAGUGGGCUCAAGAAGCUGUGGGAUGGGAAUAAAGAGUUAGAGGACUAA
Caenorhabditis remanei is the source of this 1014-nucleotide messenger RNA. RefSeq lists its product as uncharacterized. Gene Ontology annotation, molecular function: G protein-coupled receptor activity; olfactory receptor activity. The transcript has 5 exons. Gene Ontology annotation, cellular component: membrane. Lineage: Eukaryota; Metazoa; Nematoda; Chromadorea; Rhabditida; Rhabditidae. The record is from RefSeq and is a predicted model, not a curated record. Bases 1 to 1014 code for a protein of 337 amino acids. Gene Ontology annotation, biological process: detection of chemical stimulus involved in sensory perception; sensory perception of chemical stimulus.